GAAGGCAGCGAGAGCUGCUCUCGCAAGUGGCCGCAGAUGUGAGCUGAGUUUUUAGGCGCUAGCUGCUGCUGCUGCUGCUGCUGAACCUCAAGCGGACCAACUUUGCCUCCGUACACUUGCACGGCAAUGUCAUAUUUGCUCCUUAGCUCCUUGUUUUAUAGCGAGCACCGAUUUGCGGUGUAUUUUAUUCUUGUUUGACGCGGUCAGCAAACAGCCACGGAGGGACUGAUUAAUUCCAACUGAAUUUCACGCUUCUUUUUUUGUACGUUUAUUUUAUUGUAUAUCGGUUCGAUUACUCUGACGGUUCACACACUGAAACAAAAGUGGAUUUAACCGUGGCUCCGCCGUGUAGCAGCACUCCAAGAUGCUCCUGGUCUCCCAGCGGCUAGACUCACCUCGCAUGGACCCAUUACCGCCAGGACUGAAGAGGAAGCUGACUGGGGCCGUGGAUGGUUCUCCUUCCCUGAACGGGGUCUCCGAUACCUCCAUGACCCAGGGCAGUGCCAAGCGACUAUGCCUGGAAGAUGUUACCCUGGCCAUGGGCCCAAGCUUUCCCCAACAACCCUUCCCUGCUGGAACUGGGAUGGGUAACCAAGGAAGUGGGCUGGAAGGAAACCGACUGAACAGCAACAACAAUGGCUUGGGCUCCCCGUACUCUAUGCCUCCUAAAGCUAGUCCUGGGUCAACACCUGGUGGUCCUGGAAGCUCAGGAAGUCUGGGAUCUGCCUUUAACCCAAAUGGGAACUCAGCAGCCCCUUCUGUGGAGCAAGAACUUCAGGAGAUUCUGGAUGAGCUAACAAAUAACCCUGACCCUUCUUUACCCGAGUUGGACAUUGAGAAGCUCUUGGGGAACAAAACCGAUGAGCAGACAAGUACUCCUGGAAACUUUGUUCACCCAGAUGGAAGUGGAACCCCGAAACGUUCUCCACAAAGACCUUCUCACCUGGAAGCUCACCUCACCCAAUCCCCUGGCUUCCCCCAGGCAGGUUCACCGCAGAUGGGCACUAGUCCAGCCGGUGCUCCUUACAGCCUUCCCCAUUCUUCCAAACCAGUACCUUCCCCACUUUCGGCAUCCCCACUUUCUUCUUCUUCUUCCUCCCAGGGCCAGAAUCAGGCUCGGUCACCAAUGCUUUCAGCUGCACUUUCCAGUAGACCUAAUAAUAAUUGGCGUGAAGUGUCUCGGGCGAAGCAGCUUCAACAGUUGGCAUCCAACAGUAAGCACCACUCCACCAGCAGUGGAGGGCCAUCACCAUCCCAGUCAGGCUUGUCCUCACUCAACCAGCAGGGAUCCUCCUGGGCUGGCCCCUCUCCACCUUACCGACCUGGAGACAAGCUUCCCAACUCCUCCCCCCACCAGCAACCCUUCAGCCCAGCCAGCAGCAUUCAGAGUCCUCAGAACUCCCUCAUCUCCAGCAUAACUCCAGCCCCAUCUGCUGGACCUUCUCCUCCAUAUGGUCCAGAGAAACUAGCCAGUCCUGCUCUCGCUCAGCCACCUUUCAGCCCACAGAGCACCCUACUUCCAGGCAGCACUCCAUCUGGUGGGUCCAGCUCUACUGUUCAGGGUUCCCAGGCUAAUUAUCUAAGUGGUUUACCCCCAGCAUCAGGCGCAACAAGGCCAUCACCCCCCUAUCGAUCAGACAAGCAACAUCCCAGCCCUUCAGGACCAACCCAGCCUGGAGCCCAGCCUCCAACACAGGGACGGCCCUUCAACUCGCAGAACGGUCAAGCUCCAAACAUGUCCAGCCAGCUCUAUAAGGCCAUCACGUCCAGCCAGCCCUCCAGCAACAGUCUCAAACUGCUCAUGCAGUCGUCUCAGACUAAAUCUGCUCAGCUGCAGCUAAGCAAAACCACUCCCGGCAGCAUGGGCCCAGAAACCUUCUCCUUCGACAACACCAAGCCCCUGCGGCACUACGAUCCCGAACCUCACGCUUCCAAAAUGGGGACCCUUUCUUUGGGGGGGUUCCGCAACGGCAGCAUGCAGCCCACGCCUCCCACUUCAGCUGCAGGGCAUGCACAUCUGCUUCAGCAGCGCAUGCAGAGAGGGAUGCAGGCAGAUGGCAUGGUGCCCCACUGCGGAGAGGACCAGAAUGUAGUGAUGGUGCCACAUAUUCCAGACCCUUCUGCAGGGCCUCGUCCCGGUCAAGCUAGCAACUAUAACAUGCUGCUGAAGACUCAGCUAAUGAGGAAACAGCUCCAGCAGCAGCAGGAAAAGCAGAGGCAGAUGGAGCAGAUGAAUGGAGCACAGAUGUCAGAUUGCCAGCAGGUGGUGCCAUUUCAAGGCCCAGGUCGGACAAUACCUGCCGAGUGUAGCUCAUAUCCCAUGGGCACCCCCCAGCAGACCAACCCUUCCAUGGUGACCCACAGUGGCCCUUUACCAUCCAACCGCAUGGGUCUUCCUCCUGGUUCUCUCCCCCAGGUGGGCCACGCUGGACCCUAUAUGGGUGGAACUGGCUCCAAGCAACCAUUCUACCAUCCUUCACAGGAAAUAGGGAUGCCAAUGCGCCCAAGUCAGAGCAUGAUGGGCGUGGGAUGUCCUCCAAGGCAGUCUACCCACCCUGGACAUAUUGUAGCACGUCCAGGGAUGGCUGGGCCAGGCUUGGCGGGGGGUCCAGUGCCAACCAACCACCUUCGGCAGGCGUUGCAUCAGGGUAACGCUCUACCUCCUCGUCUGAUGUUUGCUUCUCAACAGCAACAACAACAGCAGCAGCAACAGCAGUCGCAGUCUGCAUUGUGGCAGAGCCAGCAGGGAGCGCAUCCACAUCCACACAUGGAGCCCCUGAACCACCAGCACUCAUUCCCCGGUGGAGCAGCUCCCUCAGGGUGUGGGGCUCCCCAGUUCCCUCAGCGUCCAGGCAUGGCAGGGAUUCCAGCCGGUUUUCCUGGUGCUCGGCCUCCACCGAACCAGAUCGCUCCGGGCUUGGUAAGCAGACAGAUCCAGAAGUUGCCUUCUGGGCAACCUCUACCUUCCAUGGUCCAGCAGAACCUUCGAAUGCGUGGUGCCCUGACCUCCAUGGGGGUCAUGAAGGGUCCCGGAGCUCCAGCCAUGAUGCACCCGUCUCAUGGCAUGGCUCCCCCGAGUUACCCUGUUGCGUCAGUGGGCAAAGUGGGUCCAACCCAGGGCUACAACCCUGGACACAAUCCAGGUCAUAAACUGCCCUCCUAUGACUAUCCUCCCCAGCAUCAAAGCAAUGGAACUAUGGUUGUAGGACCUCAAGGACCUGUUGGAGUAGGAGUAGGAGGAGGUGGAGGAAGAGGCGAGGUUGACUUCAUUGACACUUUAGUGGGUUCAAAUGAUGACUGGCUCAGCAAUCUCAACAUGAUUGAUGAAUACCUUGAACAGAACUCAUAGGGAUGCCCAGGAAACCAUUACAUACAUGUAAGACAUGGUGGCAGCCUCCAGAGCCUGUGGUUCCAGAAGGUUCCAAACUCAGCCAGUCCUGGCUGUACUGUAGUAAUGAGAUGGGACGGGUCUGAUUCAUACACUGCCACACGCCACAAGGCUCCUGAUCCUUCCAGCCCAGUCUGUGCUGGCCCUUUAAAAUCUCGCGGAAGUGUGUAGGGUCGCCACCAAACAGCGCAUUCGAAAUGCAAAUGAUGUUUUAUAUAAACAUCAGAAACUACUACUAAGCUGUCCGAGAGGUCCAAAGACUGCACUCAAUGCUCUCCAAGUGUGGUUGUUUUUGAGGGCUGUCUUAGUGAUGUGGUUCCAGUAGGCUUCAACACUGUGUACUGAGCUGAGAUCAGUGUUUUCACAGCAAAACAAAUGAGGGCAUUCAUUCAUGAAAUGUAAUAACCUGAUGCAUUUCACUUGGUAGCAUCACAUGAAAUAAAAGAAAACACAGCAAAGAUAUUAUGGUCUGGUGGCCCGAUUGUCACUGUGGAAAUACACGCUACAUAGUAAUUUCGUCCUGGAGCUGUUUGGCGGUAUUACAAAUGGGGCUUAAUAAUGUACAUGGUAAAGUAUUUUGUAUGAUAUGUUUUAAUAAAUAAACUGUAACAAAUAUAAAAGAGAAGUACUCAUAUUUAUACUUCUUUUGUGAAAAUACAUUCUUUAGAUCUUCUUUGUAAAUAACUAUCAAAAGGACUAGUAUAUCAAAGAAGAAGAAAAAAUAAUGCUGUAAAAUCAAAAAAACUAAAUUGAAUUCAAUUGAACUCGGAAGCUCUAUUGUAAUUUGUAAUAUGCAAGACAAUACGGUUAGUUUUUGCAGUAAUACUAUGUAUUACAAGUUGAGAUAUUUGUUAUGUUUUUGACAUAACUGUGGACUCCUGGUACUCCAAUCCGGCUCAAUUUUUUUUUUUUUUUGUAUUUU
This is a messenger RNA of Astyanax mexicanus (Mexican tetra), 4310 nucleotides long. Its product is annotated as trithorax group protein osa. Gene Ontology annotation, cellular component: nuclear body. The record is from RefSeq and is a predicted model, not a curated record. The transcript has 5 exons. Gene Ontology annotation, biological process: regulation of transcription by RNA polymerase II. Lineage: Eukaryota; Metazoa; Chordata; Actinopteri; Characiformes; Acestrorhamphidae. Bases 365 to 3349 code for a protein of 994 amino acids.